GUUCUUUUCUUCAAUGCUCUACGCAGUGAUCUCCCUUACCAUUGGUAGCGAUUUCUGAAGUUGAAGGGAAGCAACUCCUGCGUGCAGUUUGACGUUUCUUAAAAGGACUGCCCCAGUCAAAAUAAGAAAAGUCGUAUUUGGAAAGUUAUUAUUUCGUACUGGUAACAGGAAGAGUUUGGUAUAUUGGGUUAAAAGGUAUAAUUUCCUCUGCCCUUCUUACACACAAACACAUCUAUUACAGCUGGAUUUUUACUUUAAGCGCGGUAUCUUCUAUUUGCCUUAGCUAAACCUUGUUAGUAAAAACAUAUUCUAAAAUGAAAUUUAUGGUUGUGAAAAAAAUACGGUAAGAACGUAACAACAUCUUGGUCAAUAUCUAAAAGAAAUUAAGGCAGUAACGUAUACCUGAAGAAAAAUUCCGAUAAUCUGGCAGAUCCAAAUUAAUAAUCAUUGUGGCUCCUUUAUUAUUAAUGCAUUCUGCAGCCAGAAUCCAAAAAUCAACGAUAAUCAAUAAAACACUGUAUCUCUGCAAAGUACUAACAGUAUAAUUAGAAACAAGCGCUGCUGUUUAUAUACAAUGAUUUCUGAAAAUGUUAGUACAUUCUGUGCAAUGACAGAAUAAUAGCAUAUAAAAAAAUCUUUUUUACUGUUUUUAAGCUACGACAAUAUAUUAUAGUAUACAGCGAGAAUAUCAUACUGAGUGCUAAUUUUAGGUGAGGAAAAUGUUCUCAGUAGGAUGCUAAAUCGUGCCAACUUAAUUGAAGAUGAAGGGAAUGUCUGUGUUUGAAAAUGAAAAUAUUUCAACAGAAAUGGUCAGGAAAAUUUGUGAGGAUCUACAAAAAGAAAGGCUAGAGAUGCUUUCGUUCAGGAACUGCAGUUUUACCGAUAAGGACUUUAAGAAGGUAACAAAGGCGGUAGGGGCGUGUACAAGUCUCACGUUGCGACACUUUGCACUAAAUAUCGGCAUAAUACGUGACAGUUUUAGAGUCCAAAGUCUCGCACAGACUAUUGAAAGGAAUGCAUCUCUUGUUGGCUUGCAUUUACAUGGCAAUAAUAUACCCGAUGCCGACUUCAAAACGUUGUAUCAUCAUCUUAAAAGGCACCCGCGAAUCAUGACACUUGACCUUGGAGACUGUAACCUUGGUGACGAAGGAAUAGAAUUGAUUUGCAGUCUCAUUAAAGAAAGCAAAGACAUUCACGGUCUGCAUCAUCUUGUCCUUAGUCAUAAUCCAGGGAUAUCAUCGGACGGAUGGACAAAGUUGGGCAUGGCUCUUGCCUCCGGUUCAUGUCUAAGAUCUCUGGAAAUUGACUACAACGAUAUAGGUGAUUCGGUAGCGACUUGCAUCGCAAUAGCGCUGCCAGGAGCAACGCACCUGGAAAUGCUUGAUUUGGAAUGCACUGGUAUCACCGAUAAAACUGGUCAAGUUUUCCUUCACUUGAUGAAGUCUUACAAUUUGAAACUGAGAGAUAUUAACCUUGAGAGGACACAAGUACUCGAAUCAACGAAAGAAGCCAUAAAGUCACACAUUUUAUAUACGGACAAGAAAACUAAGCACACAUCUGACGAUGAAUGCUCCCUAACGAUGUCUGAACCUCCACUAAGUGACGCAAGGGACCCUGGCCUUUGUUUAGAAGAUUUUGGUCACCAUUCUAAGAGUUUUAUUGACCCAUCAGGUAAUAUAACUCGCACAGAAAGUUUUGACACCGGAGGUCUUCCUAUUGUCGAAGUGAGUCCAGUCAAUCAACAGGACACAUACAAGACAAACGAAAAGGAAAUAGAAGAAAUUACCGCUAAUGGAGGAACGCAAAGUAUGACUAACUUCGAAAAUGAUAAAAAUACCAUCAAUGCGGCGGGAUUUGAAAUUAAAAAAGCAUUCUCUAUGAACGACUUAACAUAUUUCAAUAGCGAUCGUCAAACUAAAGGUGAAGGUGAAGAAAACAAAAUGAACGAUUUUGAAGAAUAUGAAGCGUAUAUUCCGGAAAGAGAAAGUUUUAAACACAAAGACAGUGCAUCAACACUGGUCGAGAGUAUUGAACAAAUAGAUGAUAUCGAAAAUGAUGUCGACCUACAGUCAGACAGCACAUACUCUGUUAAAGGUUUUCAAGAAACGGACGAUACAUCAAAAUCUGGCAAUCCUUCGCACUUGUUCUACUCCCGUCCAAUGUCUGCACCUAUGUCAGGGAACGACAGACCAGAUGUUGAAAGCGGAUUGCUACAGGCAAAGUUAAAUGACACAGCCCUGAACGCAGCGCCAAAGGAUUUAGCCUCUAUUAUACGAGAGAAAAAGGUAAAAUCCAACAGCAGCGAGGAAAUUACAAGCAGAUCACGCACAAACGAUCUCGAAAUUCAGGAACUUAAUUAACAUAAGCGGUGAAAAUUCAUUAAAACAAGCUUUAUUCACUUCAAAAUUGUUACAUUAGCCCAAUUUCACUCCUAUUGAAUGGCAGAAAUCUAAAACUUAAAACACGAAGACUAAAUGAGAUAGUUCUAUUUUUUGGCUAAUUGGUUGUUUUAAAUACCAAACAUCAAUACUUAGUUGUAAGAUUUACGCGUUGGGAGUAGUUCGUAAAAGUUCACAGUUCCUUCGAAAGGGACAAUUGAUAGAUGGUUAUAUUGUUGUACUGUGUUUGUAAGUCUUCAAGUUGAUGUUUGACAUGUAAUGAUAAAUCUGGUAGUGUUUUGUUUUUCUCACUACCUAAAAGAGAACCCUAAUCGUUGAGGUUCCUUAUUAAUUAGUGAUUCAUGGUUGCUCGAUGUCUUUUACAAAUACCAGUGUUGCAACUUAUAAAAUAUGAAAGUCCUUGUGUGUCAUAUCUUUUAUGGUAUCAUAUUGAUAUACUGAUAUUAUUAAUACUUGUAAUUAUAAGUCAUACAGAUUGUAGACGGGACAUACCCUAGGAAAUAGCAAACGGCCUACAAC
Messenger RNA from Mercenaria mercenaria, 2918 nucleotides. RefSeq lists its product as uncharacterized. Gene Ontology annotation, molecular function: protein binding. The record is from RefSeq and is a predicted model, not a curated record. NCBI's taxonomy places the organism in Eukaryota, Metazoa, Mollusca, Bivalvia, Venerida, Veneridae. Bases 762 to 2360 code for a protein of 532 amino acids. The transcript has 5 exons.